GGGCGGCAGCCGCGGGCCCACGCCGUAAACAUACAAGAUGGCGGCGGCGGCGGCGGCGGCGCCUGGGGCCUUGGGCGCCUUGCAGGCCGGCCGCGCUCGCUUGGUGGCCGCUUGCUGUGCGCGGCUCGGCCCCGGGUGGAGGCUGCCCGGCUCCUUGACGGGCCCGCGGGUCGGCCCGGCGAUGUGGGCCCGGGGCUGGGCGCCCGUGGCCGGGGGCUCAGCCCCGCGGAGGGGCUACAGCUCUGAGGUGAAGACGGAGGACGAGCUGCGGGUGCGGUACCUGGAGGAGGAGAACCGAGGAAUUGUGGUGCUUGGAAUAAACAGAGCUUAUGCCAAAAACUCAUUCAGUAAAAAUCUGGUAAAAAUGCUCUCAAAAGCUGUGGAUGCUUUGAAAUCUGAUAAGAAAGUACGGACCAUAAUAGUCAGGAGCGAAGUUCCAGGGAUAUUCUGUGCUGGUGCCGACCUUAAGGAGAGAGUCAAGAUGAAUCCCAGUGAAGUCGGUCCUUUUGUCUCCAAAAUAAGAGCGGUGAUUAAUGAGAUCGCUAAUCUUCCAGUGCCGACGAUUGCAGCCAUAGAUGGACUUGCUCUGGGGGGGGGCCUUGAGCUGGCCCUAGCAUGUGACAUACGUGUAGCAGCUUCCUCUGCGAAAAUGGGCUUGGUUGAAACAAAGUUGGCAAUUAUUCCCGGUGGAGGGGGGACGCAGCGCCUGCCGCGCGCCAUCGGGAUAUCGCUGGCCAAAGAGCUCAUCUUCUCUGCCCGCGUGCUCGAUGGCCAAGAAGCCAAAGCGGUGGGCUUGAUCAGCCACGUUCUAGAACAGAACCAGGAGGGGGACGCCGCGUACCGCAAGGCCUUGGACCUAGCAAGAGAGUUUUUACCUCAGGGACCUGUUGCGAUGAGAGUGGCAAAAUUAGCAAUUAAUCAAGGGAUGGAGGUUGAUUUAGUAACAGGAUUAGCCAUAGAAGAAGCUUGUUAUGCUCAGGUGCAUUCUCCAGGCAGUGAGAGAGCAGGGUGCCCGGCAGGGGGAAUUGAGGUUGCCAAGGACAGCCCAAGACACGGAGCUCGAGCCGUUGGGGCCAGCCCCCAUCGUCCUGUUCCUGCAGCGCGAGGCCAAGAAGACAAGGUGGGCGGGGACCUCAGGAAACACCUUCCAGGGCCUUCUCCUGUCCGCUCCCACCUUGACGGCCCGUGCCGACCACCCCCAGCCUCAAAGGACUUGUGUCACCAGGGCAGCUUUUCGGUGGCAGGGCUCCUUCCAUCUUUCGACCGGUCGGAGCCAAGUUCUGGAGGCAGCCAGCUCCCCUCUGCUCCCCUUCCCUCCACCGCAGACGGCAAGGCCAGCCGCACCCCUGGCCGCGGAGAACGGCACACGGGACGCCUCCAGGCUGCCAGAUCUUCCGAUGCAGAAACAGAUCCUGAACGUAACCUGCCACGAAAUCACACCGCGCAGACAAGAAACACAAAGGGAUCCUUCCCCGGGCCCUCUGACCCUGCUGUCCUUCUUCCCGGGCUCUCCCGGUAGGGGCUGCUUUGUGGAGGGUGUGUUCUGGGACAGGCUUUGGGGACAACGGUCACAGGCGUGCUCCACACGAGGCCGGCUCCCCUGGCAGCAGACGCAGGUGGAAACUCUCGAAAUCCACGCACUGGGCUGGCUUUGCUGUGACCCCUCGUCUGCUCCCAAGGCGGCCACGGAGGGCGUGGGGCCGUUAAUUGACCACGUCGUAGUAAUAAUUGCGUAGACGCAGUUCCACGGCUGCGAAUCCGGGCCUGCUCUCCACCCUGGAAAGGGAAGACGCACAUUAUUGUCCGUCCACGCGCUGUGGCAAAAGCCCCUCCGGCAGGUGGAGUGGAGGUGGCUGCGCCCCCUGCUGGUUCCUCCAGAGCCUGCGCGUCCCUGCUCCCCGCGCCCGGGGACCAGGAGCCCCUGGCGGAAUACAGUCAGGCCCACGUGGCCUGCAGGACCCGAUCCCCAGGUGACUCGUGUCCACCUUCAAGUUGGAGACGUUUUGCACGGGGAGCCGAGAUCUUUCGCCCCCAGUUCAGAGACCUGUGAUCCAGCAAAAUAGGACAUGCCUAAAAAUACUUAGUGGGUCAAUGGGCUGAAGACCUAUAUUUCAAGUUGGACUCAUAAUCUUGCUAAAAAUGGACACAAUUUAAGCUCUCCCCCUGCCCCCAUCGGAUGGCUCUGGGCUUUCUGGGACCGUGGGAUGAUAUGGGUUCAUAUUAAACUCAAAGCCAAAGACGCGGGCACUGACGGUCACAAACCCACAAGGCGAACUUCUCUGUCACUGCUGAGGGUGGGAAAUGACCUCAGUUUGUAACUUCUCCUCUGCUUUCUCCAAUAUGACAAACGUGUAGAGACGCC
Molecule: messenger RNA, 2362 nt
Organism: Felis catus (domestic cat)
Lineage: Eukaryota; Metazoa; Chordata; Mammalia; Carnivora; Felidae
Gene: AUH
Product: AU RNA binding methylglutaconyl-CoA hydratase
Exons: 12
Coding region: 38-1519 (493 amino acids)
Biological process (GO): fatty acid beta-oxidation
Cellular component (GO): mitochondrion
Molecular function (GO): enoyl-CoA hydratase activity
Source: RefSeq, a predicted model, not a curated record